AGUGGUGUUGCGGCUGGAGGAGGAGGAGGUGGAGGCGGAGGAGGAUGGGACACUGCUGAUGCUGAUGCGAGAGCUUUCGGUGUCUGUGAUCAACAUCGUUGGACUGACUUUCCAAAUGGUGAAGCUAUUUGAUGCUUUCUAUCGCCAUUCUUGUUUUCGAUCUGGGCUCUGACGAGGGACGCUGAAGGAUGUGUGUUUUUUCGGAGACAUGACUAAAACGGAUUUGAAGAGGAAAGGAUUCGUCUCGUCACUCGUCUGGCCUGGCUUGUUAGUGACACAGGUGGAUUUCCGCUGGAAAACAGCAUCGGAAUGAAGACUUAAUCUCGGACUGUCUCAGGCCGCGAUGAACCCAAGGAGUCACACCUCAGACAUCCUAACGUAGACGCUUAUAUUCGGUUACAUUUAGGGAGGUAGGUGCUGGAGGGUUUGGCGUGUUAGCUAGCUAAUAAGCUAAUUUGGCUAGCUGGUCAGUUAGCAGCAGGAGUGGGAUGCUCGGAGGAGGAGUUAGCUGCUAGCAUAAAAUCAUUUGGAGUGUUUGACAGUCGGUGUUAUAUUUAGCAGACCGCCUUGUAAUGAGAGGUUAAACGUUACAGCCAAAGGCUUGGUAACCAUACCGUUUUCUCUCUGCAUUCUCUCGACCCCUCAACAAAUUAGCUUGUUAUGGAUAAGAUCAGAUAAUCGGCUAAGAAAGCUAAUGUUGACAAACACUCGUGACAUAACGCGAUCAUUUCUGCUUCUAAAAUUGGCUCAGGUGCAGAGAUACCGUUAACGCCAGUUGAAUCCUCAGGUAUUUCGGUUAUUUUUAAGCUUCCAGGCCGAGCUGAAGGAUGUUGACGGCGGAUACAUUGGAGCAGAAACAAUUGGCAACAACGAGGAGUGGACCUGCCAUGACAGAAACCGACAUAGUGAGUGGAAACACGUUUAAAUUAGUACGUAAUUCAGGUGAGCUACACAAUUAAUAUGAACUCCGGCUGAAGGUGACGGUUUUUGUGGAAAAGUGGAAGGCAACCACUGAAGUAUGAACCACAAACACUGAUGAUACAGCAGUAAAGCUUGGGAUAAUUUAUCAGUACCUUCCUAAACUACCCCAGCUAGUCUAUUCUCAAAAUGAUGUAUACAAUUAUAAAACCUGCCAGUGCCAGUAUGUUUUAAACGCCAGAGUUAGAAAAUGCUCGUUGGGAUUCAACACAUUCACUUCAAGACUUCAUCAAGGACAAACAGUGUCAUCUGAAAACAUGGCAUUAAAAUUGAACGACUGCAUCUUGACGACAGCUGUGAGAUAAAACGUCACCGGAUUAUAUCUCUGCAAAGUCAAACAUCCAGUUUAAAUGGAACCUACGGUUGUGUCUGGCCCUUUGGGGCACACACAGUGGGACUCAGAACAGCUAUUUCCUCUUGGAUUUAACACGCUGGAUAAUUCAGACAAUGAAGGUGUGCUCUGCCCAAACAAGGGUGGUCAGACAGGUUUAGAUUUCAGAAAUGGUGACCAGGAUCAAACAUUCAAACAAAAGGAGGAAGAGAAGCCGCUGGAGUUAGACAACCUUAUAAAAAUCUCUGAUUCUGCGUGUGGAGAUGAUCAUUUGGAGGGAGACAAGUCCAUUAUUUCACAAGCAUCUCUUCACAGUACACGUUUAGAGGAGUUUUCCUUUAUAGAAAAAACUAAUGGACCCACUGAAACUUUAAAAUGGCUUUUCUCUCCCACUCCGGUGAAUGUGGUUGGGGAAACCUCCACCAGUGAGGAACGGCGUCUAUCACAGGAAGAUCUGGUCCCUCCAUCAAAGACUUAUGAUACAAACAAGGAGGACCCUUUUUUGUUGGUAGACUUUUUCUCAAAUGAACUCUCCUUUCUCCCCUCGAAGUCUUCAGGUGAGUUGAACCCACAGGGUGUCAGUGAGGAGCUGGUAGACCUGACACAAGAGGAGCAGGCAGAUCCCCCUCCCUCGCAGAGCUGGGAGACUUUGUCACCUGAAACUGGAGACAAAGGUUUAUACCCCGAUCAAGUGACUGAUCUGCUUGUAACCUGUAGCACUACUCCGGAAGAUUUACGUGAGAGCUGCCUCCCGCAUAACAACAUCAGCACACCACUGGAGUCUUUACAGGGAUCUGUGCCUUUGUUGGAUUUUGAGGUGCCAGAUUGUGAAAGCAGUCUGAGUUUGUGCCCUGUCAGUUCUCCCUCUGUAAUCUGCACAGGUGAGCCAUUAUAUUUAUUGACAGAGGAGUUUCAGGUGGAACAUGAAGGAGCUACUGAAAUUAGAGAUCUGACUUCAGAGCAGCCAGGUGAGAAUGACUCAUUUGCUCUGGGUUUGUCAGAUGAAGGUUCAUCACUGACUGUGCCUCAGGCUGAAGAUGCCUUCACACCAGGUGGCUUCACCAGUGAGAGUUUGUCUGUGGAAAAGGAUUCGAAGGAUUUGAUGGGAGAAAAGGUUUGUACUCAGGGGAAUGAGGCGAUGGCUUUGGAUCCGUGUUUGACUGCUGAUGAGGUUCACAAUGAGGAAACCUGGGACUUGAAACCACAGGAGGGGGUACAGGAUGGAAGUGUUCCCACUCUAACACCAGAACCAAAGGAAGAGGAGUGGUUGACGGACACUAACCAGCUGGAGGGGUCAGACUGUCACGAUGUGGCUUCUUUAGGUUUUCCAGAUCAGGACCUGCACACUUCACCUUCAGAGGCAGAAUGGACUAGUGAGCAAACUGUGGAGUCGAUCUCCCUCGCUAAGAUGGUGGGAGAUGACUCACUACCAGUGGUCUCAGCAGUGAACUCGAGGGAGGAAGAUGUCUCCCCGCUUAAAGCUGUGUUUGAUGCUUUGGACCAAGAUGGAGACGGAUUCGUUCGGAUUGAGGAGUUUAUGGAGUUUGCUGCUGCCUAUGGGGCCGAUCAGGUGAAGGAUUUGACCAAGUUUUUGGACCCCAGUGGCCUUGGAGUGAUUAGCUUUGAAGACUUCCAUCGUGGGAUCUCGGCAAUUAGUAAUGGAGGUCCAGAGCCGCAGCUCUACGGUGUAAACUACAGUCCAGGGGAUGGAGCUGUGGGCUGUCCUGAGGAGUACGACGAGCAAAAUGAGGUGACAGACAGUGCGUACCUGGGCUCUGAGAGCACUUACAGCGAGUGUGAGACCUUCACUGAUGAGGACACAGGGGCCCUCGUACCCCCUGAGAUGCACGAGGAUGUGGAGACGGACAGUGGUAUCGAGGCUACUCUUCACGAUCCUGAAGACAGUGGAAAUAGGUUUUCCUUGAACUCCGAGCACCACAACCACUCGCUGGUGACGGUCAUUGGUGGAGAGGAGGAGCACUUUGAGGACUUUGGGGAGAGCAACACAUCAGAGCUGCUGCUGGAGAGCAGCGUGGAGGGGACGGAGGGGGAGGCUGACUCCUCUCUGGAGCAGGCGGGCGAGCAGGUCAAUGGCUCCUCACUGCUUUCUCCGAGCGCUGGAAAGAGGCUGUCCAGCAAGAAAGUAGCAAGACAUCUCCUCCAGAACAGCUCCAUGACUCUGGACACAAUGAGCGACUUGACGCGGGACAUCCUGGAGCUCGCUGACAACGACAUCACAGACAAGGUGCUCCUCCUUGAGCGUCGAGUGGCCGAGCUGGAGAAGGAGUCAGAAGCUUCGGGAGAACAACACACACGGCUGCGUCAGGAGAACCUUCAGCUGGUGCACCGGGCAAAUGCUUUUGAGGAGCAGCUGAAGGAGCAGGAGCUCUACGCUGAUGAGCAGCUGCAGCAAGAGACCCGGCGUCACAAAGAGGCGCUGGUCAAACUGGAGAGAGAGAGAGGGCUGGAGGUGGAAAACCUGCAGGCCAGGUUGCAGCAGCUGGAUGAAGAGAACAGCGAGCUGAGGUCAUGCGUUCCAUGUCUUCGAGCAAACAUCGAGAGACUAGAGGAGGAGAAGAGGAAGCUGCAGGACGAGACAGAAGUCAUGUCCAUCAGGUUGCAGGAGGAGACAGAGUCUCGCAGAAAAAUGGGUGACAAGCUGAGCCACGAGCGCCACCAGAGCCAGAAGGAGAAGGAGAGCACACAAGAGCUCAUUGAGGACUUGCGUAAACAGCUCGAGCACCUACAGCUCUACAAGCUGGAGGCUGAAGCAAAAAGAGGGCGCACACCCGGCGCAGGGCUGCAGGAAUAUCAGACCCGCACUCGUGAGGCUGAGCUGGAGCAGGAGAUCAAACGACUCAAACAGGACAACCGCAGCCUGAAGGAGCAGAACGACGAGCUGAACGGCCAGAUCAUCAACCUGAGCAUUCAGGGAGCAAAGAACUUAAUGUCUGCCUCCUUCUCUGAUUCCCUGGCAGCUGAAAUCAGCUCUGUGUCCCGUGUAGAGUUGAUGGAGGCGGUCCACAAACAGGAGGAGAUCAACUACAGGCUCCAGGACUACAUCGACAAAAUCAUCGUGGCCAUCAUGGAGUCGAAUCCCUCCAUCCUAGAGGUUACGUAAACGGUUUCCAAAAACAGCUUCGGAGACACAAGAGGAUCGAAUCAUUAAUGGAGAUAAUUUUGAGAGACUGUAGGAAGAUGGCUGUGCAGGAUUUUUGGAGACUUCCUGCUCACACAAAAGAAGAAAAAUGCAACACCAACUUUGACGCUAUCUUGAAUUGGAAAUUCAAAGAAAUGUUUCAGCCAUGUUUGAAGAUUAAUUUCCAUUUGCAGACACUAUUUUUUCAGCCAUCAGGAGUUCAUUUGAGCUAAUUUGCUGACUGUUGGCCAGUUUGAUCUUUUUCCACAUGACAUGGAGCGAUGGAGGACCUGGUAGCAAUAAAGCUUGGCAAGAAAGCAGACAUUGGUGGAGGGCAGACGAAACAAACCUGCUCUUUAUUUCUUUUGCCGAAGCUGCAUAUGCGUUUUCAAAAGACUGAUAAUGGACUUGAUGUGGUGCUUAUUGGUACCUCAUAGUCACCUCACUAUACUCCGGACGUUUCUUUGGGACUCUGAAACUGGAAACAAGUGUUGGAUUUACUUGUUGCCAGAAAUCUUUAACAGAGGUGGUUAUUUUUUGUCCAAAACGCAUGGCACCAAUAUGCUGAGACAAAUACCUGUUUUUCACCCUCUUCACAUCGAUCUCACCGCUCUUCUUCACCUGCCACUCCACGGAAAAAAUGGCCUUGGAUGUAAAUGACUUGUACAUGUAAAGUUUUUCUACACUCAUUCUAGAUUCUAGGUAUUUUUAUAGUCAGAGGAAAGCGAACAUUUCUUCUUCUUGUCUUACGCUGAGAGACAGCUGCCUGUAUUCUUCUCUAGCAUGUAGCGUGUACAGUAUCUGUUGGGGUUUCUUUAUUUUUGUUUUGAAUAACAUGCAGAUCUAUUUAUUCAUCAUUUGACAUAAAUGACAACUCACACUCUGUGAUCUAUUCUGCUGAAACUGUACAUUUUAGGAUUCACAAGGGGAGGUUACUUUAGGGUGAAUGGAUUUUUGGGAGAAUUUUUGAACUGAGAGAAAUGUUAUAUUGUGUUUGGAGGGAGUCACCAUCAUGUGCACAAGCUUGGAUGUCACCCGCUCAGUCAGAUUGCUCAUUUGUUGAGGUCGUUGCACUCUUCCGUGAUGCUGACAUUGCUGUGACCUCUUCAGGGUUAGGAUCUUUAGAUUUAUGGCAGAGUCUGCAGAUUCUACUGUUGUCUUCCCAGCUGGGGUCAGGUACUGCAUGGAAAAACACAUUUUUAUUGUAUAUCUUUCAUUCAGACUUCGUUUUGACUGACAACUCGUUUUGCUAUAAUUUCCAUAAGUGGAGUUGUAGGUUUUAGCGACAUGUGACACUUAAAACCUCACGCCCCCGGGCUCGCUGAGUUCAGCGUCUUGCCUCAAAGUGCGACUGGAGGUUUGCCCCAACAGAUUUAAUACUUCAUUCUUUGUAGAGAUGAAUCGUUUUUGCAUUACGAGGAAAUGGGAUGACACUUGAACACAGCAGGCUGUACUACACUUAUUAUUCUCCCUGCUUUGUAUGUGAGUGUGAGCUUUUUGACAGAUGGUUCAGGGACAGGCAAAACAAUAACUGGACAGUGAGACCACAGAGCUGACUAAACAUUCCCGCGAUCGCACUUUACUAAAUAUCUCCUGCUUUCAAAAUGACCAAAGAGAGAUGUUAAAACUGAUCACUUUAUCUAUCAGGGUCCGUUAUCAUACUCCUGGGAUUAUUUUUCCUCUUCUAAUAAAUCAUUAAUCAGCAGACUCUCACCCUUAAAGGAAUCAAAUACAGGCCUGCUAGUCUAAACACUGUGCCUCUGUGUCUCAAACUUUGCCUCUAAACUGACCUGACGAUGAGCCCUGGGAAAAGCACUGACUAUGUGACUGUCAGUUUGUUAAAUUAUAAUGAUGAAACCUAAACUGUAAAUAUGAAAUGUCAUUUCUGUGAUUUGUUUUCUCUUUCACUCACUUCCAGUGUCCAAAGAAAGUCUGCUUAAGGCACAAACAUCACUACUGUAGUAGUGCAUGGCUUGCCGUUAUGUGACAUGGGAAGAUAUAAAAGAGAAUAUUGUAGAAAAGAGUAUCUUAAAUUUAUUCCUAUUUUCGAAAUAAAUGUAUAAAUUAUAA
This is a messenger RNA of Notolabrus celidotus (New Zealand spotty), 6518 nucleotides long. It is a transcript of the gene rab11fip3, whose product is annotated as RAB11 family interacting protein 3 (class II). The record is from RefSeq and is a predicted model, not a curated record. The transcript has 15 exons. Gene Ontology annotation, molecular function: calcium ion binding. NCBI's taxonomy places the organism in Eukaryota, Metazoa, Chordata, Actinopteri, Labriformes, Labridae. Gene Ontology annotation, cellular component: recycling endosome membrane; cleavage furrow; midbody. Gene Ontology annotation, biological process: endocytic recycling; regulation of cytokinesis. The coding region runs from base 1329 to 4430 and encodes 1033 amino acids.